AAAGGUACCUAUAUGUUCAAUAAGCCAGUCAAGAUAUUCUAGAUAGACUAGAUAGUGUCUGCUUUAUAGUUUUAAAAGAAUUUUCUCUAAAAUGUCAAUACCAAAAUUCGGAAAAAGCAAUAUACCAGCCGUCGGAUAUGGAACCUUUUCUAUUGUUGACGAAGAUGAAAUGGAGAAAGCCCUAGACGCAGCUAUUGAAGCUGGCUACAGACAUUUAGACACAGCUACCAUCUAUGACAACGAGCAUCUCAUAGGAAAAGUUCUGAAAAAAUGGUUUGAUUCGGGAAAACUUCGCAGAGAAGAAAUAUUCAUCACGACAAAAUUGCCAACACACGGUGUCCAUCCUGAUAGAGUAGAAAAAUUCUUAAACGAAUCAUUGGAAAAGUUGCAAGUUAACUAUGUUGAUUUAUAUUUGAUUCAUUUUCCUGUUACGACUAAAGAGAGGCUAGAUGUGGUUCCUCUUGAGGUUGAACCAACCGAUCUUAUAGCAGUUUGGAAGAAACUGGAAGAACAAGUUGACUUAGGACGCGUCAGGAGUAUCGGCUUGUCAAAUUUCAAUCAGAAGCAGGUUGCCAAAAUCGUGGACAAUUCCAGAAUAAAACCUGCAGCUAACGAGGUGGAAAUUCACGUUUAUAUGCAGCAACCGGAACUCGUGAAGUUCUGUCAAGACAAUGGCGUGGUGGUUAUAUCGUACUUUUCAUUAGGAAAUCCAGGAAUCAACAAGUUUUUUGCCGAGCACGGUGCACCAUUUUUAAAAUUCAAACUAAUUGGACUUCUGGAAAACCCCAUCGUUGAAAAAAUCGCCAAAAAACACCACAAAACAGUGGCACAAAUCCUACUCAAAUUCCUGGUUCAAAAAAAUAUCGCUGUCAUUCCUAAGAGCGUCACACCCAGUAGAAUCAAGCAGAACAUCGAUUUGUUCGAUUUUACUCUGGACCAGACCGAAAUAAAAGAACUGGAAAGUUUGGAUAAAGGAGAAGGAGUCAGAGACCACAGCAUCAUAUUCUCCAAAGAGUUUAUAGAACAUCCAGAGUAUCCAUUUCCCAGAGAGUAAAUAUACUAAAGCAUCAGAUUUCAGAAAAUAAUUACUUGGAAUAAGGAAUGUGUAAUUUGUAUAUUUUUUUUUGUAAAAUUAUAAAUAAAGAUAAGUUAAAAAA
Sitophilus oryzae (rice weevil) is the source of this 1157-nucleotide messenger RNA. Its product is annotated as dihydrodiol dehydrogenase 3-like. NCBI's taxonomy places the organism in Eukaryota, Metazoa, Arthropoda, Insecta, Coleoptera, Curculionidae. The record is from RefSeq and is a predicted model, not a curated record. The coding region runs from base 92 to 1054 and encodes 320 amino acids. Gene Ontology annotation, cellular component: cytosol. Gene Ontology annotation, molecular function: aldose reductase (NADPH) activity. The transcript is spliced from 6 exons.